AUCGACGGAAACAACGACGUUUGCGGUUGAGUUCAUCUUCGGAUGAUUCCCCAGAAAAUGACUACAGUAAGUACCCAUAUACAAUAUUAUUAAGUGUUCCGAAGUGCUUGUGAUACCAAUUACUGAAACCUAGCCGACAAUGAUCUGUUUAGUUACAAACGCUCAUGCCGGUUUUAUAUUGCCAUAGAUUCAAAAUUGAACACGGCAAAUAAAAUUUCAAAACUACCCGCCAUAGAUUCAUUUUAUGAACACGGCGUUUUCAAAUCAAAUCUGAUUUACCCUUUCUUCUCCUUCAGGGAGCGAGACCCUGGUGCUCGACCGAGACCAGGAGGCUAUCAUCGAGACCAUGGACCCUCCUCCAGAUCUCCGAGAUGAUUUAAGGGCUGGCUCCGCGGAGCCGCCCUCAGAAGACGCAGUGGACUUGAUCAUCGAGCCAACAGCGUCGGCCACGGAGCCUCCACCGGCCACAGACCCAGCGGUCGCCGACCAGCCCACGGGCGCCGAGCCCACCACUUCAACGACGGACGUAGACCCCGAUAUUUUACAAGCUCUCGGGGAAGCUACGGACGUGGGACCUACGUUUGGCGAGGAAAUACACCAAACUUUAUGCCAAUUAUGGCAGCCCUUACUUAAAAAAGGUAUGUCCAAAGAAGCGAAGGACAAAAUUUUAAAACAGUACUUGGUUCCAAGCAACUGCACACUGCUGCAGGCGCCGAAACUUAACAUUGAAGUCUCCGCGACAGCCAACGAGAUGGUCAAGUCACGUGAUAAAAAAGUGGAGUCUGCCCAGCAACAACUUGGCGCGGGCAUCACGGCCAUCAGCAGAGCACUGACGACGCUGAUGACGACAAAUAAUAAAGUGGAGGCCGUUAGAGUAUUAAGUGAUGGCUGUCGGUUGCUAUGCGAUUUGCAUUUUAUGGAGACACAAGGCCGAAUCAAAAUGCUCGCAUCUGGGCUUACUAAGCCAUUCCUGAACGUCAUUCAAGACAGUGUACGGGACGAAACUUUGUUUGGUAAUAAUUUGUCUGAGAAGAUUAAAGCAUCAAAUACUAUAGAAAAACAAGGAAUGCAAAUAAGGAAGACACCACAACCUCCGAAAGCCACCACGUCCAGCCACUCAGGACCCAGACCUUCCCAGUUCCAGGGAAAUUGGACGGGCCCUCAUCGGUACCCAUACCCACCGAGCCGGGGGGGGCGCGGGGGACAGCGGAGGCCGCCACCCAGUGCGCGCCGCCCGGCGCCGGCGCCCGCGACCAGCAGGCCGCCGCCGCCGCCGCAGGGCAGGUCGCGUGCCCCAACUCGUCCCUGAUGCAGACGGCGCCACCCACUGCACCAGACGCUUACCCUGGGGGCGGCGCUGCUCUCCGGCUCGCGUUCUCUCGCCGCGGAUGCCCACCGGAGGCCAUCGACCUAAUGAUAGCUUCUUUGUCAAAAAGCACAUUAAAACAAUAUAGCGUUUGUUUUAAUCAAUGGUGGCAAUACUGUUACACAAAUAGUCAUGAAAAAUUUGAUUCUUCGACACCAAUUAUAAUUAAAUUUCUCACUGAUCAAUAUAACAACGGUGCAUCCUAUGGCACUAUCAACUCUUUUCGGUCAGCAUUGUCUCUGUUACUAGGAAAUGAUAUUUCCCAAGAUAAAUCUAUAAAAAGACUGAUUAAAGGUGUGUUUAGGUCUAGACCUUCCUUACCAAAAUAUGCGAACACUUGGGAUCCGCAAAUAGUCUUGAGUCACAUAUCCAAGUGGACUCCACAUACAGAACUUUCGUUAGAGAAGUUAACUAAGAAAUUAGUAAGCUUAUUAGCUCUUUGUACGGCUCACAGGGUACAAACAUUUUCGUUGAUUAAGUUGAGUAACAUUAUAAUCAGUGAUAGCGGUGUUAAAAUUAAUAUUGUUGAUUUAAUUAAAACAUCAGGACCAGGACGCGACC
Plutella xylostella (diamondback moth) is the source of this 1927-nucleotide messenger RNA. RefSeq lists its product as uncharacterized. The record is from RefSeq and is a predicted model, not a curated record. NCBI's taxonomy places the organism in Eukaryota, Metazoa, Arthropoda, Insecta, Lepidoptera, Plutellidae.